UUAGUAUUCCGAAAACAAACUCACACAGUGAUAUAUUGAGAUCUUUAGAAUGAUUGAUUCAGUAUGAUAUAAAAAGUUGGACUAUACAGACGAAUUACGCAGUUUAUCCCAGACAAAUGGGUUUAGUGGGAAACACCUUGAACAUUGAUUUUGUGACUUAAAAAAAAAAAGUUUUAAAAACAUUUAAUUACAUUGAAAGUGAAAGAGAUGGAGUGGCUUGAUACAGUGUUCACUGUUUUGGCAGCUUUUGCUGCCUUCUACUUCUAUGUGAAGCAUAAGCAGUCCCAUUGGGAACGGGAGGGAUUGCCUUAUAUCGAGCCAAUGUUUCUUCUUGGAAUAGCAGGAAGUGGACUUAUGGAAGGUAUUCCUUUCAAGGAUCGAGUUCACAGGAAUUACAAGGAACUGAAGAAGAAGGGAAAAUUUGGUGGGUUGUAUAUGUUCACCUCACCAUCAAUUAUGAUUUGCGAUCCUGAUCUUGUGAAGGCUGUCCUUGUAAAGGACUUCCAUCAUUUUGAAGAUCGCGGUUUCUAUGCCAAUGAAAAGGCUGAUCCACUGUCUGCUCAUUUGCUGUCGCUGACAGGGAAUAAAUGGAAAAACCUAAGGGCUAAAUUAACUCCUACCUUUACCAGUGGUCGAAUGAAGUUGAUGUUCCCGAUUAUUAUCGGAAUUUCCCAGGAAUUUGAAAGGACUGUCCGGGAACAAGCUAGUACGGAUAGUACAGUUGAGAUCAAGGAUUUACUGGCUAGGUUCACUACUGAUGUCAUUGGGAACUGUGCUUUCGGACUGGAGUGCAAUAGCCUUAAGGAUCCAAAUACAGAGUUCCGGCAGUAUGGGAUCCUGGCCUUCAAGAGAACCAUCCUCGAAGGCAUGAAGCAACUAUUCUUACUGACGUUCCCAAAAGUCGGCAGAUUCUUCAAUAUGUCCUUCAACGAUCCCAAAGUUGCAUCCUUUUACAUGAAGGUCGUCCGAGAGACCGUAGCCUACAGGGAACAGAAUAGCGUACAGAGGAAUGAUUUUAUGAACUUACUAAUUGAUUUGAAGAACAAUGCACAAGACAGUGAGAAAUUGACAUUUAACGAAUUGGCUGCUCAAGCAUUUAUAUUCUUCCUGGCUGGCUUUGAGACAUCAUCUACAACCAUGAUGUACUGUCUGUACGAAUUGGCACUCAAUCCUGAUAUCCAAGAGAAGACGAGAGAACACAUCAAUCAUGUUUUGCAGCAGCAUAACAAUGAGUUCACUUAUGAAGCUAUGAUGGAUAUGACGUACUUGGAACAAGUAGUCAAUGAAACCCUACGAAAAUAUCCCGUUCUGGCCAGUCUUCUGAGGAUUUGCACAGAAGAAUAUAAAAUGCCCAAUAGCAAUGUCACAAUAAAACCUGGUAUGAGGACCUUCAUCCCAAUCUACGGUUUUCAUCAUGACCCACAAUACUACCCCAAUCCAGACAAAUUCGAUCCCGACAGAUUCACCAAAGAAGCUUUAGCUGCACGUCCACAGUACUCCUUCAUUCCCUUCGGCGAAGGACCAAGGGUGUGCAUUGGUCAACGUUUUGCCAUGAUGCAAGUGAGAGUUGGUCUGGUGGCUCUCCUGAGAACCCUCAAGUUCUCACCAUGUGCCAAAACCGAAAUUCCCAUCAAAGGCUUCUCCCUCACCCUACCUUUUUUGAUCCUGGAAAAAGGUAUUCACUUAAAAGUGGAAAAAUUUUAAUUGCAUCGAGCAGCAAGAUUCUGUUUACCUGAAACUUUUUCCUGGAAAAUCAAUAAAUGCCAUUAUUUGUA
Phlebotomus papatasi is the source of this 1775-nucleotide messenger RNA. RefSeq names its product probable cytochrome P450 6a23. Bases 208 to 1704 code for a protein of 498 amino acids. The transcript has 2 exons. Gene Ontology annotation, molecular function: heme binding; monooxygenase activity; iron ion binding. Lineage: Eukaryota; Metazoa; Arthropoda; Insecta; Diptera; Psychodidae. The record is from RefSeq and is a predicted model, not a curated record.